This is a messenger RNA of Anguilla rostrata (American eel), 2121 nucleotides long. Its product is annotated as myogenic factor 6-like. Lineage: Eukaryota; Metazoa; Chordata; Actinopteri; Anguilliformes; Anguillidae. Gene Ontology annotation, biological process: positive regulation of skeletal muscle fiber development; positive regulation of myoblast differentiation; regulation of transcription by RNA polymerase II. The record is from RefSeq and is a predicted model, not a curated record. The coding region runs from base 56 to 799 and encodes 247 amino acids. The transcript is spliced from 3 exons. Gene Ontology annotation, molecular function: RNA polymerase II cis-regulatory region sequence-specific DNA binding; protein dimerization activity; DNA-binding transcription factor activity, RNA polymerase II-specific.
UGACAGAGCCGCCCCCCCUUGAGGGACGGUCAGAAGCGCUGGAGCCGAACUCACCAUGAUGGACCUUUUCGAGACGGGCGCGUACUUCUUCAACGACCUGCGGUACCUGGAGGGGGACGGCGGGCCGCUGCAGUGCCUGGGGGCGGCCGGGACGUCCCCGCUGUACGGGGCGCGGGAGAGCCCGCCGUCGCCGCUGCCGCCCCCGCCCGGCGACGGGGGCCUGGCGGGGGAGACGGGGUUCGAGACGGGGUGCGAGGACAGCAGCGGGGAGGAGCACGUCCCGGCCCCGCCGGGCCUUGGGCCGCACUACCCGGGGCAGUGCCUGGCCUGGGCCUGCAAGACCUGCAAGAGGAAGUCGGCGCCCACGGACCGCCGCAAGGCCGCCACGCUGCGCGAGCGGCGGCGGCUGCGCAAGAUCAAUGAGGCCUUCGAGGCGCUGAAGAGGAAGACCGUGGCCAACCCCGCCCAGCGGCUGCCCAAGGUGGAGAUCCUGCGCAGCGCCAUCAGCUACAUCGAGCAGCUGCAGGACCUGCUGCACACGCUGGACCGGGAGGAGCGCGCCCAGGGGAAGGACAGGGCCCACUGCGGCGCCAAGAAGCGGCACAUCCUGAGUACUGAUCACUUCAGAGGGGACAGCUCCCAUGGCUGGCAGACCAUGAUCAAUCACAGAGAAGUCGUUUCAGGUCAGGCUGCUGAGUCUUCGGCCUCCAGCAGCUUACACCACCUCUCCUCUAUCGUGGCCAGCAUUUCCACCGAGCCGCCAAAGGAAGAGCCCAACCAACCGGCCUCGGGCACAUGAAAUUCCGCCAGGAACCAUUUUAUACAGAACUGACCAGAGCUAUUCACAUUUCCAUUGCGCCAUUUCAAAUGGCUGAAUGUCUAAAAUAAUUUAUUCUAUGACUGCUCAAGUUUUUUGUACGCUUUUGUAUCGAUAUUCACAUGAGCUGUAGGCUACUAGUUAGAACUGGCAUUUCUCAUAACGUUUUUUUUGUGAAAAAAAUUGAGCAAAUGCCAGUUUACUUUUGUAUCUUUUGGAAAAUAUGUUAAAAUGCUUUAAUAUUCAUACAUGUUGUUUUUAGGAACACAAAUAAAAUAAACAUCAAAAUAUGAAUUUCUUGUGAAAACAAGUAAAUGAUGUAUAUUAUAAAUUAUAAUGAUAUAUUUACUGCUGGAGGAAGUAAAUUGAGUUGAAACAGAGCAGCUUAUUUGGUGCUCUUCAAAAACAGAGUCACUGCUAAUCGGAAGCAAGAUUAAACCUUUUUACUAGUCGGCUGUCAUUGGCACUGCAAGCUGUAAACGAACUUGUCCAUGUUGAAAAUGCUGAAUUAAAAAAAAAUUUUAAUUGAAAAAAUACAACAUUUCUUUAAAUGCGAGAAUUGAUAGCAAAUCCUGUAAACCCACCCACCUGUCACCAUCCAGCUUUUUGCGAGAUUCUAAUUUCUCUUUCUAAUCUAAACAGCUCAGCAGGCUUACUUUACGACAUACCCCCUGAUUGAGAAAUGGAGUUUGCUUUACAAUGCAUUUAUCUGAGUUGGAGAGGGUGCGUGUACAUAGAUGUUCUUCCAGGUUUUCCAGACAUCACUGAUUGUGUUAUUCCCACAUAGCUUAACCUGCAUCGUCGUCUUCCAUUUCACAUUCCGUAAUGGCAGUGGAUGCUGUGAAUGUCUCCAGCGUCACCCUCUUUCUCUGAAUAGACAUGUGACUACCGGGGGUUAGUUGAAGUAUCCACCAGAGGCAACGUGUUUACAGCUAUUUAAAGAGCGUAAAAUGACACCAGAACCCCAGAAAUAGUCUUGGUUAUGUCUUUGUGGCAGCUGCUAAUAAACAAUCCUCCGCCUCCGUUAUUACUAAUAAAGUCAUCGCUAAACUUGUCCUGACAGUUUGAGCGGAAAUUAAUGUUUGAGUAUUUGCAUUUGCAUUUGCCUAAUUUUAACUCAACACUUUGUGAUACAUUGCCAAAGGUAAAAGCUGGUCAUCCAAGGGCUAUUUAGGGUAGUCAGGGGAUGCUCUCUCUAAUUACCUUUAUCUAUUCAGUUUGAUGCAACAGGUUUCUUUUUGUAAAAAUUAAAGUCUUAAUACUACAUUUUCGGAACUUACUAAUGCUUGCUGUCCAUAAUUGGU